AUGCCUCUCUCUGUUGACCCCGAAUAUUAUGAAGCGGUGGCGCCCUUGCUCCCAGCCGUAGCGACGUUGCCGAAACCGGGGCUGCACGACGUUCAAACACAUCGGGAAAGGGGCGUCGCCGAACUCGGUCUCCUGAUGAGUCGUGUCGCGCUGGCAAAGGACGUGGAUCAGAGCGUGCACGAAGUCGAGGCCGCCGACGAGUUCAAGAUUCCGGUCUACAGGUUCGCCGCAAAGACGACCCGCUCAGCGCUAGGCCCGGCCAUUCUCCAUUGUCACGGCGGAGGGAUGAUUCUUGGGUCGGUCGCGGCCUUUGCACCCGCCCUGGCCUCGGUGGUCGAGAGGACUGGAGUGCCUGUCUUCAGCGUCGAAUAUCGCCUGGCGCCCGAACAUCAAGACACAACCCUUGUAGAUGAUUGUUAUGCUGCGCUGGUCUGGCUCACCCAGAAUGCGAAGCAGUUCAACAUCGAUCCAGCCAGGAUAGCGGUCAUGGGAGAGAGCGCCGGAGGUGGCAUCGCCGCCGGGGUGGCCCUGAUGGCGCGAGACCAGAACCUGCAACCCCCUCUCGCAAAGCAGAUCCUCGUCUAUCCCAUGCUGGACGACCGCAACAUGGUCGCCGACAAGGCGAUCGAGCCCUAUGCGCUCUGGACCAACGACGACAACGUCACCGGCUGGACGGCGUUGCUCGGGAGUCGAGCAGGGAAGGAGGACGCCGACGUGUCCCAGUACGCGGCCCCGGCGCGGGCGAAAAGCCUGGCUAGACUGCCGCCCACGUUCAUCGACGUCGGUGGGCUGGACAUCUUCCGCGAUGAGGACAUGACAUACGCCACCAGACUGGUCGCGGAGAACAUCGACGUCGAGUUCCACCUGUAUCCCGGGGUGCCGCACGCCUUUGAGUUUCUUGCGCCCGAGACGAGUGUGGCACAGCGGGCACACGCAAAUCGACUGGCGGCGAUGCAGAGCUUCUAG
Molecule: messenger RNA, 966 nt
Organism: Fonsecaea erecta
Lineage: Eukaryota; Fungi; Ascomycota; Eurotiomycetes; Chaetothyriales; Herpotrichiellaceae
Product: triacylglycerol lipase
Exons: 1
Coding region: 1-966 (321 amino acids)
Molecular function (GO): hydrolase activity
Source: RefSeq, a predicted model, not a curated record